CUGGGGAGGGCUUCAUUAUAGCUCAGGCUCCCGACCACCAUGUCACCCCUGAACGUGGCCCUCGUCGUCAUGGUCCUCUGCAUCCCCCAUUAUACCUGGGGGCAAAAAAACAAGAAUCCCCCGGAGAGUCCGAUAAACAAGAUACAGAGUGCGGCCAACUUCAACAUCAAGCAGUUCUCAGGAAGGUGGUAUCUUCUAUCAGUCGCUUCGGAGUGUAAUUACCUGAAGACAAACAACCAUCGGGUGGAGGCCACCAUAAUUCAGGCCUCGCUGUCCAAGAAUGCCAGGGGAGCGGAGACGAUGGCCGUCAGCACCUUCCGGAAACUGGACGGGAUCUGUUGGGAGAUCAAACAUUCUUAUCAACCGAGCAAAUCCGCUAAGGGCAGGUUCACCCUGAAAGCGCGGGGAUACGUAGGGUCGCUGGACAUGGUCGUGGGGGAGACGGACUACCAGAAUUACGCCAUAUUGUACUACCAGAGGAGGAACAAGAUAACCCUUAAACUCUAUGGACGUAAAACCUCAGUGAGUGACGACAUCUACCGGAAGUUUGACGAUCUCACCAGGAAGCAGGGAAUAGACCUGGAGUAUAUAUAUCCCUUCCCGUCAUACGGGUUCUGCGAGGCGGCGGAUCAGUUCCAUAUUCUCAACGAAGUCCCCCGAUAACGGCUGGAUCCCUGCUGCUCGAUGUUGUAUAUAUGGGAGGCCUGGGCUGCAUAGGCCGCGCUAUGUUUCCCUAUAGGCGGUGGCUGGACACCUAAAAUCAUGACAUUUCCUGCAAAUAUAAUCCCUUUUUUU
This is a messenger RNA of Bufo gargarizans (Asiatic toad), 795 nucleotides long. RefSeq names its product complement C8 gamma chain (gene C8G). The record is from RefSeq and is a predicted model, not a curated record. Gene Ontology annotation, biological process: complement activation. Lineage: Eukaryota; Metazoa; Chordata; Amphibia; Anura; Bufonidae. Bases 40 to 663 code for a protein of 207 amino acids. Gene Ontology annotation, cellular component: membrane attack complex. The transcript is spliced from 7 exons.